Molecule: messenger RNA, 711 nt
Organism: Saitoella complicata NRRL Y-17804
Lineage: Eukaryota; Fungi; Ascomycota; Saitoellomycetes; Saitoellales; Saitoellaceae
Exons: 1
Coding region: 56-595 (179 amino acids)
Biological process (GO): protein import into nucleus
Cellular component (GO): nucleus
Molecular function (GO): small GTPase binding; guanyl-nucleotide exchange factor activity
Source: RefSeq, a predicted model, not a curated record
UAAGAUCAAGUAUGAGAAAACUUAUCAGUAUUUGCGGGGCCAUGGACCACCCAGGAUGGAUUUCGGAGCGUUCAGCCAGAUUCUUGAGAGAUCAAGACCGGCUGCAAGGAAGAUUCUUGUCGGUAGUGCGCCGUUAUUGCAGCCUUUGACUGAGGCCGAGGCGCUGGGUUACGAAGUGUCAGUUCUUGAGCGGGUUGUUAAGCCGCAGCCUUCUGCGCAUUCAGAUUCAGACGGAGGCCCUAUUGUCGUGAAGACGUACGGAAAGAACGGUGGUAAAUCAUAUGUGGACCCAAAGCCCAAGAAGGGGGAGCAAGGUGUUGACGAGCUCUUGCAUUUGAAAAUGCUGGAGUCGAUUGUGGAUUAUGAACCUGCUACUAUGGUUGUGGGCACCGGAGACGGUAAUACGGCCGAGUUCAGCAACGGUGGAUUCUUUAGGUGUGUCGAGCGAGCUUUGCAGCGUGGAUGGAAGGUUGAGUUGGUUUGUUUCAAACGGCCCAUGAGCCGAAUUUGGGAGGACAAGAAGUUCAGGGCGGAGUGGGCGGGGCGUUUCAGGGUUGUAUUCUUGGAUGAGUUUACCGAGUGUUUGACCUUGUGAGAAGGUUUCUAGGGAUUGAGUAGCUGGAUUGUUGCUACCAUACUUGAUCGCGAACGUGGGAUAGAUUCCCGGACGUCGGCAUUCAUGGAUGCCACUGGCAAAACGGUAUCGCGGGC